Messenger RNA from Xiphias gladius (swordfish), 1714 nucleotides. RefSeq lists its product as uncharacterized. Gene Ontology annotation, biological process: positive regulation of DNA-templated transcription. Lineage: Eukaryota; Metazoa; Chordata; Actinopteri; Istiophoriformes; Xiphiidae. Bases 79 to 1284 code for a protein of 401 amino acids. Gene Ontology annotation, cellular component: nuclear body. The transcript is spliced from 3 exons. The record is from RefSeq and is a predicted model, not a curated record.
GCGCUGAACUGCGUCACCCGGAAGAGAGGAGUGUCGGCGUGUGUGCGGGAUUGUUUACAUUUGCUGAGGCUCGUCGAAAUGAAUCCUCCGAUGAUCAACUCGACCAACUCCGUCUCAACAACGAAGAGGAAACGAGAAGCCGAGCGCUCUGUAAACUGGACAGAGGAGGAAACUCAAGUGCUGCUGUGCGCCUGGAGCGACGAGCGAGUCCAGAAGAGCUUGGCAGAAAACCUCCGCAACCGGCAUGUCUUCAAACACCUUUCAGCACGCAUGAGUGAAAUGGGUUUCUCUCGGAGCGCGCACCAGUGCCGGCUUAGGGUCAAAACUCUGAAGGCUAACUAUGUGAGAGCCAAACUACAGAGGAGCGUCGACAGCUCGCAGCCUUGCACUUUUAAAUACUUUGCGGAGAUGGAUGCCGUGUUGGGCCGGAGGUCAGCGGGAGGGGUAGAAGGGCCCUAUUUCGUUUCUCCUGAACGGAUGACGGAGCUUCACCUCGACUCCAUCGACAGGACAGGAAGUAUCCCGCAAGAUUUAAAUUCUAAUACAGAGCUUAGCGGACACAAUUUUGCUUCCUUGGGGGGGACGGGGAGACAACGUCUGAGCUCUUUAGAGGGGAGAGGGGGGCGGCAGCCUUGGCAGCUCGACUCUGAAGUCAAGUUGGAGGAAAGAGAAGACUCAACGGAUGAGUUUGAGUUCAGUGACACGGGAUUCCCACAAUGUCCGAGAGACAGAUGCCAUGAAGUUUAUCUGGACUCAUCCAUCCAUCAUGAAAUGAGUGGUACACCAGUGGAAAACAGCUUGAGAACUCCUUCCCCACAUGUAGUCCCACCUCCACCGUCUCCUCCUCCUCCCCCUCUUACCCAGUCUGCUGCCUCUCCUCUCCCCGCACCUCCAGAUCCAAGCCCAGACACCCUCCCCAACUCUGGCCACCAUCACCUUGAGUCCUCUUGCCUGGAACCCAUCCUUAAGCACCUGUUGGAGAGCUUCCAGCGGCUGGUGUCUGAGACACGGGGCCUGCUGGUGCAGCUGGAGAGCCAACGGCAGGAGCAGGCUCGCUGGCACCAGGAGCUCCUGGCCCAGUGGCUGCAGAGGGAGGAGCGCCGGCAGAGGGAGACAGCAGAGAGGGAGGAGAGGAGGGAGAAGGCGCGCAUGGAGCACGAGAUCAGAGUCCUGGAGCUCCUCACCAGUCUAGCCAGAGAACACGGGUGUAAAUGUGGAGGCGGCCAGACUGUAUCAGAGGCACCAACUGGUCCAAGUCGUACCGCAAACAAAGACAGAAAUUAGGAUGCACUCAUGCUAAGGAUUUUUAUUAUAUUUAACCCAAAGUGUGGAAUGGUAUUCAAGCUCAGGUGGAACCAAAUAAAGACACUGAUAAUGCCGACCAGACACAUUCAGGGCAGCUUGGUUUAGGCCUUAACCCUGAGCUGUUUGGAGUGAGAUUGUAACGUAACCAAAUACAGGAAAUGACCCUCAAACUUCACGAGCCUGGGAGUGUAAGAAGAUGAUGGUUUACUGACAGCCGGUGGUCAGUGGUGCUCAGAAAGCUUCCAACACAAAGUUACAGUCGAAGAGUGAAGGAGAAUACGCUUUUCUCUCUGUUAUCUGUCACAACACGUGCUAGGGAAUUUACUAGGAGUCAGUUGAUUGUAUCAAAUAUAAUGGAAUUGUUUCAUGCACUUUUAUAGAAAUUAAAAAGUAGAUAUUUUCAACCAUU